This is a messenger RNA of Colias croceus (clouded yellow), 1824 nucleotides long. RefSeq names its product probable beta-hexosaminidase fdl. Gene Ontology annotation, molecular function: beta-N-acetylhexosaminidase activity. Gene Ontology annotation, biological process: carbohydrate metabolic process; ganglioside catabolic process; glycosaminoglycan metabolic process. The transcript has 2 exons. Gene Ontology annotation, cellular component: membrane. The record is from RefSeq and is a predicted model, not a curated record. Bases 73 to 1824 code for a protein of 583 amino acids. Lineage: Eukaryota; Metazoa; Arthropoda; Insecta; Lepidoptera; Pieridae.
AUAAAGAAUUAUAUUUAGUUUUAUUGUAAUAAAUUAAUUCCUCUAUAGUGUAUGGUACGAUAAGGAUACGAUAUGGAAAUCCCAAACAAAAAAUUGCUUCUACUCUUUCUUAUAACAUUUCAAUUUGCUGGAUUUUCUGCAGAUAAGUUACCGCUUUGGACUUGGGAUUGCAUUAACGAUAGAUGUGUACCAUCGAAAGCAACUCUGUCAGGAAAACUACAGACCCUAAUAACAUGUAACAUGCUAUGUGGCUCCAUGAUGCUCUGGCCGCAGCCAACUGGCCGUGUUAGCUUAUCCGCAACAGCUGUGCCUGUCCGUGCUGAUUUAUUUCACCUCCAAAUAAUAUCGUUUCCAUCCAGAUCAGUACGGGAACACGUACGUGAAGCUUUUGAAAUAUUUAGAGAUGUUUUACGUAGAUUGGAAAAUCAAACACGCGCAUACGAGGAUUGGAGAGCCGUUUCUGUCAGAGUCGCCAUCAAUGAAAGCGGCUCUUUAGAUCCGAGGCUUCGUCUUAAUACAGAUGAAAGUUAUCGAUUUAAAUUACGACCGAAAAAUGGUACAAAGAGAUCUCUUAUAAUAGACAUUUUUUCCAAUUCAUUUUGCGGUACACGUCAUGCCUUUGAAACAAUAUCGCAGCUUAUCUGGUUAGAUAAGUAUGCAGGAUCGCUUGUUAUGUUAGAAGCGGCCAGUGUUGAUGAUGCGCCACGUUUCAAAUAUCGAGGACUGAUGUUGGAUACCGCUCGUAAUUUCUUUCCACUAAAUGACGUUAUAAGGACUAUUGAUGGAAUGGCCGCUAAUAAGUUAAACACGUUUCACUGGCAUGUAACUGACUCUCAAUCAUUUCCACUACAGUUGGAAAGUAUUCCACAUUUAGCCGAGUACGGAAGUUAUGGCCCCGGAGCAGUAUAUACCAGUGACGACGUACGAACUGUAUCACGUCAUGCAAGACUUCGAGGAAUACGUGUUUUAUUGGAGGUAGAUCUACCAGCUCAUGUGGGAAAUGCUUGGGUUUGGAGCUUACACAAACGUGUCAAUAACAUGAUCCACUGUUUGGACUCACAUCCUUGGUAUGAAUAUUGUAAUGAACCUCCUUGCGGACAAUUAAACCCGCGUAGUGUUGAAGUUUAUGAAAUUAUAGAGCGUUUGUAUGCUGAAAUCACUCAACUUACGGGAACAGAUGAUAUCUUUCAUAUGGGUAACGACGAUGUCUCACAACGCUGUUGGGUUGAACAGUUUAACACUUCCGAUCCAAUUGAUCUGUGGUUGAUAUUUACUCAAAACGCAUUACAUCGUUUAGAAUCAGCGAUGGGAAAGUUACCAGAUUUAAUUAUCUUCUGGGCAAGUGAAAUGAGCAAACGUAUUAAACUUGAUUUGAAAGAUUAUGUGCAUAAAAUAGGAUUGCAGGCUCGCGAUGUAACAUGGACGCAAAAAUAUGUUAGCGGAAUACGAACUGUGAUAUCCCACGAAGAUGCUUGGGAUUUAAAUAGUGGCUACGGUUCUUGGUAUGAAGAAACUGGGGGUACAAUAUACAACUCAUGGCAAAGAGUAUACGAACAUAGACCUUGGAGUAGAAAAUCUAUUAAAUGUUUAGAGGGAGGCGAAGCAACCAUAUGGACAUCAACUUUAAGUGCUUGCGCGCUUGAUCCAAGAAUUUGGCCACGAGCAGCUGCUCUGGCUGAAAGGCUAUGGUCAGAUCGAGCUGAAGGUGCGACUCGACCAGUAUAUGCCCGGUUAGACAUCCAUCGUUCACGGCUUAAGUCACGUGGGAUACAAGUUUCGCCUUUGUGGUCGACUUGGUGCACACAUAACCCAUAUACAUGCUAA